UUCAUUCCCGCUUGCUUGGAAGAAGCAAGGAUGAUGCCUGGGAAGACUUCCCUGAUGUUCCAGUCACUGCUGCUGCUGCUCAGUCUGCUGGCUAUAACGAAGGUAGGAAUAGCAAUCCCACAAAAUCCAGGAUGCCCAAAUACUGAAGACAAGAACUUCCCAAAGAUGGUGAAUGUCAAUCUGAACAUCGUUAACCGGAAACUGAAUUCCAGAAGGGCCUCAGAUUACCACAACCGAUCCACUUCACCUUGGAAUCUCCACCGCAAUGAGGACCCUGAGAGAUAUCCCUCAGUGAUCUGGGAAGCCAAGUGUCGCCACUUGGGCUGCGUGAAUGCAGAAGGGAGUGUGGACUACCACAUGAACUCUGUCCCCAUCCAGCAGGAGAUCCUGGUCCUACGAAGGGAGCCUAAGCACUGCCCCCGCUCCUUCCAGCUGGAGAAGAUACUGGUGGAUGUGGGCUGCACCUGUGUCACCCCCAUCGUCCGCCACUUGGCCUAAGAGCUUUGGGUCAGAUCUGAGGCUCCCCAAAGCAGAUAAGCUUUCUGAGGAUCAAACCCAGCCCUCAGAAAAUCUCAUACUUCAAAGACCCACCCCUAUUUCUGACCAAGCUUAUUAGGGUUCUUAAAAUAGUGCAUCCAAUUGAAGUUUCAGAAGUAAUACAUUGGUCCAGGGAUGGGAUCUGAAUUGUCUUUCUCUCGACCCAAGAAGGAACGUUUAAAUUGAAUGCCAAUUUGCUUCUUCUUUUUUGUUUGUUUGUUUUUUUUUUUACUUUUCUAAAGGCUUUAAGUUAUUUAUGUAUUUAAUACUCCCUAGGAUAACUUGGGAGGUUAAGAUUCCAUUUCAAUGAAUUACCUGCCUUAUUUUGUGUUGUUUUUUUUUUGUUUGUUUGUUUGUUUUUUUAGAAAAGUCAAGAUUCCACACUUGGGAAUUUUACUCUGUAAUAAGUAAAACCUAUAUUUAUAUGAGCUAUUUAUGGACCUAUUUAUGUUUCUUAAGUCUUUAGAGAAAAAUAGAAAAGUAUAAUUAUCAGUUCUGCCUAGGGAGAUCCUAGAUAGAAUUAAAUGACAAUUGAAAGUUUCUAAGUUCUUACCACAUAUGGAGGGAUAGAGUAUUUUUUCCUCUUUGUCUCUUAGAAGUACAUAGCAUGGCUGAAAAGAGAGAAGGACUAAGCCCAGGUUCAUAUUUAUUAACUUAAAUGUUGUAAAUUGUUGAAGUUUACAAGAGAUGCAGCAAGUCUGUCUGUUCUGUUAAAUCCUUAUAA
Molecule: messenger RNA, 1261 nt
Organism: Nycticebus coucang (slow loris)
Lineage: Eukaryota; Metazoa; Chordata; Mammalia; Primates; Lorisidae
Gene: IL17A
Product: interleukin 17A
Exons: 3
Coding region: 31-498 (155 amino acids)
Biological process (GO): inflammatory response
Cellular component (GO): extracellular region
Molecular function (GO): cytokine activity
Source: RefSeq, a predicted model, not a curated record